GUCCAAACUCAAAAGCUGGAAAUCUGUUUGUUUCUAAGACCAAGACGGAGGAGUUUCCCAGUGGGACUGAAUCCUAUUUAAUCCACGCUUUAAACAUUCUUCCUUUUCAUCAAUUCCCCAAGCCAUAAACAUGGCGAAAUCCCAUUUUCUUCCACUAGCUUUAACGUUCAUCCACUGUUUCAUGGUUAGCCACGCCAUGAUUGAGAGAAACCUCACCACUGAUCAACAUCUUCUUCUCCAAUUUAAACGCCAAACCGUUGAUCCUCACAACAUCUUAGCCAAUAGCUGGACUGCCACUCGCUCAAUCUGCGACUGGAUCGGCGUCUCUUGCGCUGCCAAGCACGGUAGAGUUCAAGUUUUGGAUCUUUCCUACAUGAAUCUUACCGGAACUAUCUCUCCGGCGUUAGGAAACCUCUCUUUCUUAGCCUCUCUUAAUCUGAGUGGCAACGGAUUCCACGGAGAUUUACCCAGUGAGUUGGGACAACUGAGUCGUCUCAAAAUCAUGGACUUGAGCUUCAAUUCCCUUACCGGCGAAAUCCCGUCGUCAUUCGGAAGAGUAAAUCAAAUGAUUCACCUGAAACUGCGGAACAACAGCUUGAGCGGCGCGAUCCCUCGCUCGAUAGGUAACAUAUCAAGCAUGGAGAUUCUGGAAUUGACAUUUAAUUCCAUCCAGGGUGACAUUCCUCGCGAGAUUGGUAGUCUUGUGAAUCUGCGAAGACUUCGUUUGGGAUUUAACAAGCUUUCUGGGUCUAUACCGUAUUCCAUUUACAGCAUGUCCCGGUUGCAGUAUAUCUCCUUAACAGAAAACAGUUUGUCCGGCCAAAUCCCAGAUGAUAUAUGUCACCAUCUUCCCAAUCUGCAGAUACUUGACCUGCGCGCAAAUAAGUUUUCAGGUCAAAUUCCAACGAGUGUGAACGAAUGCAGGAAUCUUGUAGCUCUAGCAUUGGAUUUGAAUCAAUUGAGUGGCGGCAUUCCCACGAGUAUCGGUAAUUUAACCGCGCUCCAGGAGCUAACCUUGGAUGGAAAUCAUUUAACAGGCGAGAUCCCUUGGGAAAUUGGAAAUCUGGUGAAUUUGCAGAUAUUUUCAGCUAUAAACACGACGCUUACCGGACACAUUCCAAGAAGUAUUGGAAAUUUAAGCAGUCUCAUAGAGAUAUAUUUAGGCCCUAACAAAUUACAAGGUGAAAUUCCAGAGGAGAUUGGAAAUCUUGGGUCAUUAGAGAUAUUUUCAUUAGCAAAUAUGAGCUUAACUGGGGUGAUUCCACCUUCUCUUUUCAACAUUUCUUCUUUGAGAGAAAUUUAUCUCCAAUGGAAUCAAUUAUCUGGCAAAUUACCAGAGAUGAGCUCGGAUUCGAAUCUUGAGGAGCUUCACCUAUGGGGCAAUAAUCUCAGCGGAAAUAUCCCAGAAUCUAUCUGCAAUGUUUCCAAACUCACACACAUUGCACUGGGCGCAAACUCCUUCUCUGGUCACAUUCCAAAAAACCUUGGCAAUUUAAGGUUCCUACAGGACUUACUCCUCUGGAAAAACAAAUUGACCACCAAUGGUGAGUGGAGCUUUUUCCCCUCCUUGCUCAAUUGCACAUCCCUAAUAACUUUAGACCUGUCAGUCAACCCAUUGAGUGGAGUUCUUCCUACUUCCAUUUCCAACCUCCCGGCAUCGCUCCAAUCUUUCUCAGUCGCCGACUGCAACAUCGGAGGCACCAUUCCCAUGGAAAUCGGUGACUUAAACAAUGUCAUUAUGUUACAGCUGAAUUCCAAUAAAUUUAUUGGAUCCAUUCCAGCGUCAAUAGCAAGGUUAAAGAACCUCCAGCUUUUGAGUCUUGAUGGAAACAAGUUGCAAGGCUCCAUCCCGCAUGAUCUUUGUGGUUUGAACAGACUGUACGAAUUAACAUUAGAUGAUAAUGAGUUGGAUGGACCUUUACCCGCAUGUUUGAGUGAGUUGACUUCUUUGCGAAAAAUCUCCUUGUCCUACAACAAGUUUCAUUCUUCAAUACCUUCAAGUUUUUGGAGCUUGAAAGAUAUCUUGGAAGUAGACUUGUCGUUCAACAAUUUCAACGGUUUGCUUCCAUCCGACAUCGGAAAUUUGAAGGUUGUUAAUCGUUUGGAUUUGUCCGGAAACUUUUUCUCGAGCGAUAUACCUCCUGCUAUCGGAAGUCUUCAUGAUGUACAAGCUCUAGUUCUUUCUCAUAACAGAUUGCAGGGUCCUAUUCCUGAGUCGUUAGGUGACUUGCUGAGUUUGAAAAGGUUGGACUUAUCCGACAACGAUCUCUCCGGAGUCAUUCCCGAAUCUCUCGAAAAACUUCGUGACCUCGAGUAUUUUAAUGUGUCUGUAAAUAGAUUGGAAGGGGAGAUACCGAGUGAAGGGCCAUUUUCAAAGUUCACCGAUCAGUCGUUUGCGAAAAAUUUUGCACUAUGUGGUUCACCUAGAUUUCGAGUCUCGCGUUGUGUCCAUCGACAUCACAGAAAGACUCCCUUACAAGUGUUGAGGUAUGUUUUGCCAACAUUUGCCUCAAUCAUCAUACUUGCUGCCUUCAUAGUUGUUUGCAUACAAUUAAAGAAGAGGAAGAAGAAGAAGAAGAGUACGGAUUUGGCAAUCGGAGAAGAUGCAAUUCCUCUCAAGGAAUGGAAAAGAAUUUCGUAUGAUCAGUUAUCAAAAGGGACGGAAGGAUUUAGUGAAGCAAACAUACUUGGUUCAGGAAGUUUUGGCACUGUAUAUAGAGGACAACUUUCAGACGGGAAACAGGUUGCAGUGAAAGUGUUUGAUUUGCAAACAGAGGGAGCAUUCAAGAGUUUUGAUGUCGAAUGCCAAGUGAUGAGUAAAAUCAUCCAUCGUAAUCUUGUCAAGGUCAUUACUUGCUGUUCUAAUCCUGAUUUCAAAGCCCUGGUGCUUGAAUUCAUGCCGAACGGAAGCCUGGAGAAAUGGUUAUAUUCUGCUAACCAUUCCUUGGAUAUCCUGCAACGAAUCAACAUAAUGAUAGACGUUGCAUCGGCAUUAGAAUACCUCCACUCGGAAUAUUCAGUUCCGAUAAUCCACUGCGAUCUGAAACCGAGUAAUGUCUUACUAGACAGAGACAUGGUUGCGCACGUCGGAGAUUUUGGAAUUGCCAAAUUAUUAGGAGGAGAAGAUUCCAUCAAACAAACGAUGACACUGGCUACUAUUGGCUACAUGGCACCAGAGUACGGAUCGGCAGGAAUAAUCUCGGUGAAAAGUGAUGUCUAUAGCUAUGGUGUUCUACUGAUGGAGACAUUCACUAGAAAGAAGCCGACAGACGAAGUUUUCGUUGAAGAAAUGAGUUUGAAGCGUUGGGUGGAAAUGUCAUUAUGUAAUGGAAUAAUGGGGGCAGGAGAUUCCAGUUUAGUGCAGGAAGAUGAUGAAUACUUUGUUGUUAAAGCAAACUGUAUAUCAUCGAUUAUAAAACUAGCCUUGGAUUGUUCAGCCGAAUUACCAGAAGAUAGGACUGAUAUGAAGAAUGUUAUCUCCAUGCUCAGGAAUAUCAAAAGAAAAUUUCUCAACGACGUUGCACAAGAUUAAUACGGUGAGGAAUGCAAUUAUUUCUCUGCAUAUUAUAACUUAUUUUGUUAGCUACUUCUCUGCAACUAUGUCUUACCAGUUGAACUUAUG
Messenger RNA from Hibiscus syriacus, 3622 nucleotides. Its product is annotated as receptor kinase-like protein Xa21. Gene Ontology annotation, biological process: protein phosphorylation. Gene Ontology annotation, molecular function: protein kinase activity; ATP binding; protein binding. The record is from RefSeq and is a predicted model, not a curated record. Bases 131 to 3532 code for a protein of 1133 amino acids. The transcript is spliced from 5 exons. Lineage: Eukaryota; Viridiplantae; Streptophyta; Magnoliopsida; Malvales; Malvaceae.